This is a messenger RNA of Xenopus tropicalis (tropical clawed frog), 3006 nucleotides long. It is a transcript of the gene trpc2, whose product is annotated as transient receptor potential cation channel subfamily C member 2. Gene Ontology annotation, biological process: transmembrane transport; monoatomic ion transport; calcium ion transmembrane transport. The transcript has 11 exons. Bases 571 to 2826 code for a protein of 751 amino acids. The record is from RefSeq and is a predicted model, not a curated record. Gene Ontology annotation, molecular function: monoatomic ion channel activity; calcium channel activity. Lineage: Eukaryota; Metazoa; Chordata; Amphibia; Anura; Pipidae. Gene Ontology annotation, cellular component: membrane.
UUUUAUAAACUACAACUCCCAGCAUCCCUCACAGCCUGUAGCUGGCAGUUUGCAAACAGCUCUGAUAUCAGUCUCUGUAUUGGCUCCAACAAAACAAACUGCUGUUAAGUUGCCCUGUCCCUGCGAGGCAGCUGAAGGGUUAAAGUGGCAGCGGGAGGCAAACAGCUUGGGGAGUCCCGGGAGGCUGCUGAUUGGAGCAGGUUGUUUCCAUAUUGACUCCGGCGCCUCAGAGCCCACAGGGAGUUGCAGGGAGUCUGAGAGCAGGUGCCAGACCCUCCCUCCCUCCGAGCCGUUCUGCCCCUCUACCUGCCCCGGGAACUGACUCUCUACCUGCCCCGGGAACUGACUCUCUACCUGCCCCGGGAACUGACUCUCUACCUGCCCCGGGAACUGACUCUCUACCUGCCCCGGGAACUGACUCUCUACCUGCCCCGGGAACUGACUCUCUACCUGCCCCGGGAACUGACUCUCUACCUGCCCCGGGAACUGACUCUCUGCCUCUGUACGACAGGGACUCCCCGCUACUCCCCCCAUGGGCUGACACCGAGGGUCCCGGCUCUGCAUCACAUUAUGGAACAUCUAACUCAAGCCAACUGGAGGGAGAUCGUAAACAAGAAGCUGAAGUUCCCCGUGAAUCUCAUCAAUGCCAUCCAUGAUGGGAGCCUCCUACAGGUCCAGCAGCUGCUGCAGGUCGGCGACGGGAUGUUGCGCCAGUUGGACGACACCGAAGACCGCUCAUGGCGGGAGGCGCUCAACCUGGCCAUCCGCACGGGGAACGAGGAGAUCAUGAAGACCCUGCUGCACUGCGUCAAGUUCGACUUCCGGCAGAUCCACGAGGCCCUCCUGGUGGCCGUGGACACCAACCAACCGCAUGUGGUCAAGAUGUUACUGGACCGACUGGACCAGGAGAAAGGGAUCAAGAUGGACAUCAAGUCCUUCUCUUUGGCCUUUUUUGACAACUCCAUCGACAACUCCCGCUUUGCCCCGGGGGUGACGCCGCUGACCCUGGCCUGUGAGAAGGAUCUCUAUGAGAUUGUGGAGAUGCUGAUGAAGAAGGGUCACGUGAUCACAACGCCGCACAAGAUCUCCUGCACGUGCAUGGAAUGCAGCAACGGCCGCAAGUACGACCUCCUCAAGUUCUCCCUCUCCCGCAUCAACACCUACAAGGGCAUCGCCAGCCGGGCCUACCUGUCCAUUGCCAGCGAGGAUGCCAUGCUGAGCGCCUUCAAGCUGAGCCGCGAGCUGAAGCGCCUUUCCAGGAAGGAACCCGAGUUUAAGCCGGAGUACCUGAGCCUGGAGAACCUGUCCCAGGAGUUUGCGGUGGAGCUGCUGGGAAUGUGCCGGAAUCAGAGCGAGGUGACGGCGGUACUGAAUGACUGCGGAGAUGACAGUGAUGAGGAGGAGUUGGACAAUCAGGCCUUCGAGGAGGGGAUCCCUAACCUGGCCCGGCUCCGCCUCGCCGUCCAUCACAACCAGAAGCGGUUCGUGGCGCAUCCCAUCUGCCAACAGGUCCUGUCGUCCAUCUGGAGCGGGAAACUCUCGGGCUGGCGGGGCAGCAACACCAUCUGGAAACUCUUCAUCGCUUGCACCAUCUUCGUCUCCAUGCCCCUCCUAUGUAUGGUCUACUGGCUGGCACCCAAAUCCAAGGUUGGAAAAACCUUGAAAAUCCCAGUAAUUAAGUUCCUUCUUCACUCGGCUUCUUAUCUGUGGUUCCUCAUCUUCCUCCUCCUCGAGUCGCUGAUCAUGGAGCAGAGACACGACAUAUACGAGGGGCGGAGCCAGGCAAUAUGGCAGAACUCCUUGCACAUGGUCUGGGUGGCAGGGUUCCUAUGGCACGAGUGCAAGGAGGUCUGGAUUGAGGGGCUGCGCAGUUACUUCUUGGACUGGUGGAACUUCUUGGACAUCGUCACCAUCAGCAUGUACCUGGCGUCCUUCUCCCUGAGGAUCCUCGUCUUCCUCAAGGGCUACCUGGCCUGCCUGGAACAGCCGGACUCCGACGUCUGCUUCUACUUCACCAAGUCCGAAAGGAACGAGUGGAACACGGAAGACCCCCAGUUCAUUGCUGAGGUUCUGUUUGCGGUGACCAGUAUGCUCAGCUUCACCCGCCUGGCCUACAUCCUACCCGCCCACGAGACCCUGGGAACUCUGCAGAUAUCCAUUGGCAAAAUGAUUGAUGAUAUGAUACGGUUCAUGUUUAUCCUGAUGAUUAUUCUCACUGCCUUUCUGUGUGGCCUCAAUAACAUCUAUGUGAAUUACGCAGACUCGGAGAAGCUGGGGAAGAGAUCGUGCAGAUUUUUCUGCUGCUACAAACCCAGGAAGAAGCAGGAUUACCCCCCAAUAUCUACCAUUUCCAACAGAGCGGUAGGUGGGGUGAUGUCUCCUGGAGAGAACCGGGAGUCGUACCGCCUACAGGUGAUAAAGGCCUUGGUGCAGCGGUACAUAGACACCGCCAGGAGGGAGUUCGAAGAGAGCAGACGGAAAGAUCUUGGGAACCGAAUCACCGAGCUGAACAAGAACGUCAUCCGCCUUCAGUCAGAAGUGAAGAACUUGAGACGUUCAGUUGGCGAUAACAGUGGGUCGGCCACAAACAAGAGCAAUGAGAACAUUCUGAGCCAAUACAUCAUGAAAGUGAAGGGCAGCUUCCAAAACUACGACCAAGAAUCCAUCAGCUCCAGCAAAGAGUCACCGGAAGUGACCGUUCACCAGGACAGUAACCAGGGCCCCGUGCCGGACGACGACUGUCCCCCGUACCCAGAAGAGGCCUUCACCAACGGAGUAGCCAGGAACGGGGAAGCAAAUCAUGUGGAUGACAAUGAGGCUAUGUAGGCAAUCGGUGGCACAUUAGGUGCACAGAAAGUGAUCGCCCUAUGGGGGUAGACAUGAUUGCGCCAUGGAAAUACCCUGUAACCUGAAUUUAUUCUAUUCCAUAGCUUGUGUAUAAGGAGAAAUAGGUGUGUGCAGAUGUAUAUUCCACUGGUGCCACCAAUAUAGAUUGCCAUGGUGGUA